AUGGGCCUGUGGGGCGUACUUUGUUGUUUAAUCUUCGUGGGGAAAAGUUGGGGACAGGAACAAACGUAUGUCAUUUCAGCACCAAAAGUAUUCUGUGUUGGAGCAUCUGAAAAUAUUGUAAUUCAAGUUUAUGGAUACACUGAAGAAUUUGAUGCAACAAUAUCUAUCAAAAGUUAUCCUGACAAAAAAUUUACUUAUUCUUCAGGCCAUGUUAUUUUAUCCACAGUAAAUAAAUUCCAAAAUUCUGCACUCUUAACAAUACAACCCAAACAAUUAUCUGGAGGACAAGACCCGGUUUCACAUGUGUAUUUGGAUGUUGUAUCAAAGCAUUUUUCAAAAUCAAAAAAAAUGCCAAUAACCUAUGACAAUGGAUUCCUCUUCAUUCAUACAGACAAACCUAUUUACACUCCACACCAGUCAGUAAAGGUUAGAGUUUAUUCACUGAAUGAUGACUUGAAGCCAGCCAAAAGAGAAACUGUCUUAACUUUCAUAGAUCCUGAAGGAUCAGAAGUUGACAUGGUAGAAGAAAAUGAUUAUACUGGAAUUAUCUCUUUUCCUGACUUCAAGAUUCCACCUAAUCCUAAAUAUGGUGUAUGGACAAUUCGAGCUAAAUAUAAAGAAGACUUUUCAACAACUGGAACCGCAUAUUUUGAAAUUAAAGAAUAUGUGCUGCCACACUUUUCUAUCUCAAUAGAAACAGAAAAUAAUUUCAUUGGUUAUAAGGACUUUAAUAAUUUUGAAAUUACUAUAAAAGCAAGAUAUUUUUAUAAUAAAGUCAUCAACGAGGCUGACGUUUAUAUCUCUUUUGGAAUAAGAGAAGACUUAAAAGAUAAUCAAAAAGAAAUGAUGCAAAAAGCAAUGCAAAGCACAGUGUUGAUAAAUGGAAUUGCUCAAGUCACAUUUGACUCUGAAACAGCAAUUAAAGAAUUGUCCUAUGGCAGUCUAGAAGAUUUAAACAACAAGUACCUUUAUAUUGGUGUGACAGUCAUAGAGUCUACAGGUGGAUUUUCUGAAGAAGCAGAAAUUCCUGGCAUCAAAUAUGUCCUUUCUCCCUACAAACUGAAUUUGGUUGCUACUCCUCUUUUUGUGAAGCCUGGGAUUCCAUUUUAUGUCAAGGUGCAGGUUAAGGAUUCACUUGAUCAUUUGGUAGGAGGGGUCCCGGUGACCCUGAGUGCACAAAUGCUCGAUGUAAACCAGGAGAUAUGCGACUCGGAGUCAAAGCAAAGUGUAACACGUUCCAGUGAUGGAGUAGCUUCUUUUGUGGUGAAUCUCCCAUCUGAAGUGAUGGUGCUGGAGUUUAAAGUCAGGACCAAGGACCCAGACCUUCCAGAAGAAAAUCAGGCCAGCGAAGAUUACCGAGCAAUAGCAUAUUCAUCUCUCAGCCAAAGUUAUCUUUAUAUUGACUGGACUGAAAACUAUAAACUUUUGCUUGUGGGAGAACAUCUGAAUAUUGUUGUUACCCCCAGAAGUCCAUAUAUUGACAAAAUAACUCACUAUAAUUACUUGAUUUUAUCCAAGGGCAAAAUCGUUCACUUUGGCACAAGGGAUAAACUUUCAGAUUCAGAUUAUCAAAGUAUAAACAUUCCAGUGACACAGAACAUGGUUCCUUCAGCUCGUCUCCUGGUCUAUUACAUUGUUACAGGAGAACAGACCGCAGAAUUAGUGUCUGACUCAGUCUGGUUAAAUAUUGAAGAAAAGUGUGGCAACCAGCUCCAGGUUCAUCUGUCUCCAAGUGCAGAUACAUAUUCCCCUGGCCAACAUGUAUCUCUUAAUAUGGCAACUGAGUUGUAUUCCUGGGUGGCUUUAACGGCAGUGGACAGUGCUAUAUACGGGGUGCAAAGGACAGCCAAGAAACCCCUGGAAAGAGUAUUUCAAACUUUAGAGAAGAGUGACCUGGGCUGCGGGGCAGGUGGUGGCCGCAACAAUGCAGAUGUAUUCCACCUGGCUGGGCUCACCUUCCUCACCAACGCAAAUGCAGAUGACUCCCAAGAAAAUGAUGAACCUUGUAAAGAAAUUCUCAGGCCAAAAAGAACGCUGCAAAAGAAGAUAGAGGAAGAAGCUGCUAAAUACCAAUAUACAAAGUUGAAGAAAUGUUGUUAUGAUGGAGCCUAUCGUAAUGAUGAUGAAAACUGUGAGCAGCGAGCCGCUCGGAUUAAGAUAGGCCCAAGAUGCGUCAAAGCUUUCAAGAACUGUUGUGCCAUCGCAAGCCAGUUCCGUGCUAAUGAGACUCAUAAAAAUAUCCAAUUGGGAAGGCUACAUAUAAAGACUCUUUUACCAGUAACCAAACCAGAAAUAAGGACUUAUUUUCCAGAAAGCUGGUUAUGGGAAGUUCAUCAUGUCCCCAAAAGAAACCAGUUGCAGUUUGUGCUACCUGAUUCUCUAACUACCUGGGAAAUUCAAGGUGUUGGCAUUUCAAAUAGUGGUAUAUGUGUUGCUGAUACUCUCAAGGCAAAGGUGUUCAAAAAUGUCUUCCUGGAAAUGAAUAUACCAUAUUCUGUUGUACGAGGGGAACAGAUCCAGUUGAGUGGAACUGUUUACAACUAUAGAACAUCUGGAAUUCUGUUCUGUGUUAAAAUGUCUCCCGUGGAGGGAAUCUGUUCAUCGGGAAGUCCAGACAUUGACCCUCAGGGGAAAAGUUCCUCCAAAUGUCUGCCCCAGAGAAUAGAGGGCUCCUCCAGCCACUUGGUGACCUUCAGCGUGCUUCCUCUGGAAAUCGGCCUCCACAACAUCAGCUUCUCACUGGAGACUUCUGUUGGAAACGAAAUCUUAAUAAAAACAUUACGAGUGGUGCCGGAAGGUGUCAAAAGGGAAAGUUAUGCUGGCACUACUCUGGACCCAAAGGGUAUCUAUGGCGUCAUUAGUAGAAGAAAGGAGUUCCCAUACAGGUUACCAUUGGAUUUGGUCCCCAAAACAAAAGUCAAAAGGAUUGUGAGUGUAAAAGGACUGCUUAUAGGUGAGGUCAUGUCUGCAGUUCUGAGUCAGGAAGGCAUUGAUAUCCUUACCCACCUCCCCAAAGGGAAUGCAGAGGCAGAACUGAUGAGCACUGUCCCAGUAUUCUAUGUUUUUCACUACCUGGAAGCAGGAAAUAAUUGGAACAUUUUUUCUGCUAACUCAUUAACUCAAAAACAGAACUUGAAGAAAAAAUUAAAAGAAGGGAUGGUGAGCAUCAUGUCCUUCAGAAAUACUGACUAUUCUUACAGCAUGUGGAAGGGUGGAAGUGCUAGCACUUGGCUAACAGCUUUUGCUUUAAGAGUACUUGGACAAGCAAGUAAAUAUAUAGAUCAGAACCAAAAUUCAAUCUGUAAUUCUUUAUUGUGGCUGGUUGAGAACUGUCAACUAGAAAAUGGAUCAUUCAAGGAAAAUUCCGACUAUCAACCAAUAAAAUUACAGGGUACCUGGCGCAUUGAAGCCCAAGAGAAAACUUUAUAUCUUACGGCCUUUGCUGUGAUUGGAAUUAGAAAGGCCUUUGAUAUAUGCCCUCUGGAGAAAGUCAGCACGGCUGUAACUAAAGCUGACACCUUUCUGCUUGAAAAUACCCUCUCGACCCAGAGUACUUUUACACUGGCCAUUGCUGCUUUUGCUCUUUCCCUGGGAGAUAAAACACACCCACAGUUUCGUUCAAUUGUCUCAGCUCUGAAGAAGGAAGCUUUGGUUAAAGGUAAUCCACCAAUAUAUCGUUUUUGGAAAGAUGAUCUUCAACAGGAAGACAGCUCUGCACGUUAUACCAGCACAGCACACAUGGUAGAAACCACAGCCUAUGCCUUACUUACCAGCCUGAGCUUGAAAGACAUGAAUUACGCUAAUCUAAUCAUCAAAUGGCUAUCAGAAGAGCAGAGGUAUGGAGGUGGCUUUUAUUCGACCCAGGAUACAAUUAAUGCCAUCGAAGGCCUGACAGAGUAUUCACUCUUGGUUAAAAAACUCCGCUUGAAUAUGGAUAUCAAAGUUUCUUACAAGCAUAAAGGUGACCUCUACCAUUAUAAGAUGACAGAGAAGAAUUUCCUUGGGAGGCCAGUAGAGGUGCCUUUCAAUGAUGACCUUGUUGUCCUAAGUACUGGACAAAACAAUGGCUUGGCUACAGUGCAUGUAAAAACUGUGUUUCACAAAACCAGUACCUCUGAGGAAAUUUGUAGCUUCCAGUUGAAAAUUGAAACCCAGGAAAUUGAAGCCCGCGGCUACAGCAACUCGGAAUACAAACGCAUAGUGGCAUGUGCCAGCUACAAGCUCAGCAGUGAAGAAUCAUCAUCUGGGUCCUCCCAUGCAGUGAUGGAUAUCUCUUUGCCUACUGGAGUCAAUGCAAACCCAGAAGACUUAAAAGCUCUUGUGGAAGCGGUGGAUCAACUAUUAACUGAUUAUGAAAUCAAAGAUGGACAUGUUAUUCUGCAACUGAAUUCAAUUCCUUCCAAUGAGUUCCUUUGUGUUCGAUUCCGGAUAGUUGAACUUUUUCAAGUUGGGUUUCUGAGUCCUACUACUUUCACAGUGUAUGAGUACCACAGACCAGAUAAACAGUGCACCAUGUUUUAUAGCAUGUCCCAUACCAAACUUCAGAAAGUCUGUGAAGGAGUAAUGUGCAAAUGUGUCGAAGCUGACUGUGGACAAAUGCAGACAGAACUGGAUCUGACAAUCUCUGCAGCUACUAGAAAAGAAACAGCAUGUAAACCAGAGAUUGCAUAUGCUUAUAAAGUUAAGAUCAUAGCCAUCACUGAAGAAAAUGCUUUUGUCAAAUAUACUGCAACCCUCCUGGAUAUCUACAAAGCUGGAGAAGCUGCUGCUGAGAAAGACUCUGAAAUCACCUUCAUUAAAAAGACAACCUGUGUUAACGCUGACCUGGAAGAAGGAAAACAGUACCUAAUUAUGGGUAAAGAGGGCCUGCAGAUAAAAUACAAUUUCCGUUUCAAGUACAUCUACCCGUUAGAUUCCUUGACCUGGAUUGAAUAUUGGCCCACAGACACCGGGUGUCCAUCUUGCCAAGCAUUUUUAGCGAAUCUAGAUGAGUUUACUGAAGACAUCUUUUUAAAUGGCUGUGAAAAUGCCUAA
This is a messenger RNA of Mesoplodon densirostris (Blainville's beaked whale), 5034 nucleotides long. It is a transcript of the gene C5, whose product is annotated as complement C5. Gene Ontology annotation, cellular component: extracellular region. The transcript has 41 exons. Gene Ontology annotation, biological process: inflammatory response; complement activation. The coding region runs from base 1 to 5034 and encodes 1677 amino acids. The record is from RefSeq and is a predicted model, not a curated record. NCBI's taxonomy places the organism in Eukaryota, Metazoa, Chordata, Mammalia, Artiodactyla, Ziphiidae. Gene Ontology annotation, molecular function: endopeptidase inhibitor activity; protein binding.